Molecule: messenger RNA, 699 nt
Organism: Suillus paluster
Lineage: Eukaryota; Fungi; Basidiomycota; Agaricomycetes; Boletales; Suillaceae
Exons: 4
Coding region: 296-517 (73 amino acids)
Biological process (GO): DNA-templated transcription
Molecular function (GO): protein dimerization activity
Source: RefSeq, a predicted model, not a curated record
CAGACAAUGUCUCUUCAGCGUCGAGUGUGUGACAAGAGAAAUAUCAUACAGGCAAGGCCUCGUGUCACCUUCUUAGACCCUAAUACCCUUUUUGGGAUUUCAAUUAUGUCUUCAAUAACCUUCAAGUUGUCGUCGACAUGCACAUUGUUCCAUGGUAGAGACAUCCCCCAAAAUUAAGAUCCUGCCUGCCAGAUCCCUAUCUGCAUCCAUAUCGAUCAUCUAAAAUUUCUCAGAUGAAUGGUGCGGCAUCCGAUCUCUCAGCAGCGACAUACCAUCGGGGAACGCUCUGCGCUGGAUGAUUAUGAAGAGCCCAAAGAUGGAACUUUACGGAUACAGCGUUCCUUACCCUUCGGAAAACCUCAUCCAGCUGCGAAUACAGAUGUAUGAUGGACUGUCAUCCUUAAACGCACUGAUGGAAGCCCUGAAUAAUCUUGAUGCUUUACGUGAGACCGUGGAGAACAAGUACCAUGCAAGUCUUGCUUCGAAUGACUAUGAACGAUGGGAGGAAAGGAGCUAGACAAUCAGAGCUCUCGCGAUUUUUUCAGUGACCACUUUUUAGGGCCAAGGGCGUGAUGCCGUGACUGACACCUUUUCGCAGUGGCUGUUUGUUCUGCCCUCCGCGAAAAUGCAUCAAUAUACCAAUACCGUUGUCAAUGAUCUAAACACAGAUGUGCUCGGGCAAUAGUACAGUUCACUGAA